Messenger RNA from Magallana angulata, 3502 nucleotides. Its product is annotated as sterol regulatory element-binding protein 1-like. The transcript is spliced from 16 exons. The coding region runs from base 47 to 3331 and encodes 1094 amino acids. Lineage: Eukaryota; Metazoa; Mollusca; Bivalvia; Ostreida; Ostreidae. Gene Ontology annotation, cellular component: nucleus. Gene Ontology annotation, biological process: regulation of transcription by RNA polymerase II. The record is from RefSeq and is a predicted model, not a curated record. Gene Ontology annotation, molecular function: DNA-binding transcription factor activity, RNA polymerase II-specific; protein dimerization activity; RNA polymerase II cis-regulatory region sequence-specific DNA binding.
GUUGUCGAUCUAUGGUGAUACCGUACCUCAAACAGUUCAUUUUAACAUGGAGAACGUGGAAGGCUGGACGAUUCCAGCCGGGGACAAUUUAGUUGACCAUGGAAGUGAUUUUUUAUCUGCAAAUGAUCUAAAUAGUGUAGCUCUCGAUGAUAUCGAUGAUAUUGUACAGUAUAUGCUGUCUGACACAAACACCUCUAAAAAUGACCUGUUUGAUGGACAGCUAAACCUCUUGAAGCCUGAAACGGAAAGUUUCAUUGAUCCUGUGCCUCUGCAAGAACAAGUGAAACAUGAACCAUCAUUUGACGAUCAAUUCAGUUCAAACAAUAGUUCAGCUGUGUUGUUGAACGAUGCAAAUUUCAGUAGUGACAGUAGUUUCACAGGUUUGGAGGGUGUGGACUUGCUAGAGACAGUAGGUGGGGAUGCCCUAAAGUCUCCUUUGGUGAACAUAUCUCAUUUCAACAGUGCUCAACAGCUGCAACAUGCAGCCUUGAAACUUCAAAAGCAAGCACAACUCGUUCAACAACAGAAACAGUUACUUCAACUUCAACAGCAGCAGCAACAAAAGCAGCAACAAGCCCAGCUGUUGCAGCAUCAACUGAGAUUAAUCUUGCAACAAGCAGCACAGAAGCCAGCACCAGUUGUUGCACAACCUCAGCCACAAGUUCAGCAACAGCAAGUUAGCUUACAGCAGUUGCAACAGCUGUUGCUGCAGUCUCAAUCAUUGAACCAGCCUGUUAUAUCAUCUUUAUCUGCUACUACAUCAUCACCAGCAGCACAGGCUUCAAGCAUUGUGAAAACACAGAAUGUCACCACCCAGUCACAAGUGGCUUCCUCAUCACCGACCAUUGUUACCCUGUCCUCUCUCUCUCCAUCCACCCUGACCACCCAACAAAAUGUCACUACCACCAUUCCUCAGGUCCAAACUGUUGUAACAAGUAUUCCAAUUCAGGUGGUGGACAGCGAAAAGGUCCCCAUCAAUCGACUGAACAACCCCAACAAAGUACCCAAGAAAGGGGAGAAGAGGACAUCGCAUAAUGCCAUAGAAAAACGCUAUCGCUUGAGCAUUAAUGACAAAAUCACAGAACUGAAAGACUUGGUAGCAGGCACAGAAGCAAAGUUGAACAAAUCUGCCAUCUUGAAGAAGGCUAUUGACUACAUCAAAUUUUUGGUGAAUACUAACAACAGACUAAAGCAGGAAAACAUGGCACUAAAACUGGCAGCAUCAAAACAUUGUAACAUUGAAGACUUGUUAAAACAAAUGCCACUCACUCCCCCAACCUCAGAGAAAGGAUCUCCUCUCCAUGUCACUCAGUUCAAUAGUGACGGAGAAUCGCCGCCUGGAAGCCCCAUGUAUGAAUCUGAUUCCCAAUCGGAUUCAAGCCUAUCUGGAGGAAAUGUUAUGCAAACCAUGAGAGAUCAAACUAGGAUGGCUCUAUGCAUAUUCAUGUUUGCAGUGUUAGCUUUCAACCCCUUUGGGGCCCUGAUUGGGUCUAAUGCUGACUCUGAAAACUUUCUGGGACAGCAUGCAGGCAGAACAUUGAAAAAUGUCAAUGAAGGACAGACAAGUGGUUGGAUGGACUGGAUGUUUCCUACUCUGUUGAUGUGGGUUCUGAAUGGUGUGAUCUGUGUCGGUGUGUUGUUACGUCUGCUGGUAUUUGGAGAACCAGUGGUGAAGAAAAACACAGAAGCAGCAGUGUCCUUCUAUAGACACAAGACACAGGCCGAUGCUCACUUGGAAAAGGGAAAUUUCUCAUGGGCUACUGACCAGCUAAGAAAAUGUCUAGCAAGUCUUGGAAGGCCCUUGCCCACUUCAAAACUGGAACUGGUUUCUGGAUUGUCUUGGAACUUUUUGAGACAACUGCUGCACAGACUUGUUGGAAAGUGGAUGUUCAACAAGCCUUCUGCUGUUAGCAGCAAAGAUGAUGUCAACUCCUCGGCCAAAAACGCUGCUCUUGUUUAUCACAAACUAAACCAGCUGCAUCUAGCAGGUCAUGUGCCUGGUAGCUCAUGGUGGGGAGUGAAUCUUUCUUUGUGUGCCAUCAACAUGGCUGAGGCUGCAGGGGAUGCACUACCACUUACCCAAUUGGCUGAGAUUUAUGCUACUUGUGCAAUAAGAAUCCAGAUCAGUUUACCAUGGAAACUAAAAUACCUUUCGAAAUUCUUGCUGAGUCGGGCAAGAAAAGCCUGUUUGACAAGUGGAGAUAGACUGCCUCCCAGCAUCCAGUGGCUUUCUCACCCAGAAGGCUACAGGUUUUUCGUACGAGGAAAAUGGACUCUUGGUGGCAAGAAUAGCCUCUUCACCACUCUUGGAUGUGAAGCUGAUCCUCUAGAGCAUGUGGCUCAGAUGUUCAGAGAAUACAUGUUGGAGAAGUCCUUGUUUUCAUUGGUAAAUCCUGCUAAGAACAAGGAAGGACCUUCACAGUCAGCGGAGGUCUUGCUGUAUACACAGCUCCUAACAGACAGUGCCACAUCCACCACUAAAUCUGUCAGUCUACCAGGAGGGGGAAUUGGCACCACUAAAGGUGGUGAUGAGCUGGGACAAUGGUGGUCAGCCAUUAUUACUGUUGCCAUCAAUUGGUUGGCUGGAGAUGAGGAAAAUGCAGAGGCUCAGUACCCUAUGUGUGACUCCUUCCCUCAGAAACUUCAGCAGUCUGAUGAUCCUUUGCCAAAAGCCGUUCUAGUUGCCUAUCGCGCAAGGAGAAACUUGUUGUCAAAUACUCAUGGAUCUACUCACUGCAUCAGACAGUGCGACAGGGCAGGUCGUCUGCUGAGAGAGAGUCUGAAGCUCUCCUAUGCCAAACAAAAUGAACAAAUCAUACAGCUCCUACAGCUUAUGGUUUGUGAUUGGCUGCUGACAACAAGAACAGAAUUGUGGGAGAAGAACAGUAAAGAUGAGAACACAACAGCUUCACAGACAGAAAUGAUAGCAUUCCAACAGGACUUGAACAGUCUGAGGAAACUAGCUCAAGCCCAUAAAAACAUUUUAUCAAAGGUGUUCUUGCAUGAAGCCACAGCUAGAAUGAUGGCAGGUGCUAGUCCAGCUAGAACUCAACAGCUAUUGGACAGAAGCAUACGCAGGAGGCAUACAAGCAAAACUGAUAAAGAUGGUUCAGAGCACUCGGAAAGUGACAGAGACCAGGCCAAAGCCUUGUUGAUGGCUGGUAAACAUUUACCAGAAAACAUGCUGCCAUGUAAUGAGGAUAGAAUAGCCCUGAUAUCUGAGGCCAGCAAAAUGUACGAGUCCCUGGGAGACAAGAAAUCCCUACAGAACUGUCGUCAAAUGAUCAUGCAGUUCGAGGACAAAGUGUCGGCACAGACUGUCCUUUGUUAGUGAAUGAUAACUGUGAUACCUUCAUUUUUCAUUGGAGUGAAAGAUUAAUUUAUUUUGUGAACAUCAUUUUUGUUGUGGGCCUUUAUUUUGUAUGGAGCUUGUGUAAAUAUGCAUCAUGAUCAUGAAAUUCAUCAAGUACUAUUGUAUUAAAAAAUACAUUCAUGUCUUUAA